GCGCCACUCUGUUCUGAGUGAAAAAAGCAAAAAGUUAGAUUUGGGAAUUACUUAAAGGGGAACUCCAUCAAUCUCAAUUUUUUCCAAAAAUAAUUAAAUGGUUAAGAUGUAAACAAAGUCAUUCAGAGUGAUCUGAAGUGAAACACUCCAUUCUAGAGAAACUUGUUGAGUUAGAAUUGCUCACAGUGGUGGUGCUAGGAACCAGACGUCUGAAGAAUUGAAUGCCUCUGAAAACUCUCUCACAGAAAGUUAUUACAUGAAUUACAUGGUUAGUUAUAUGCUGCCUGAUGUUUGACACAUUGUUUUAUGGAGGUUUUGUGAUAAAGCUGUGGCUUAAAAUGUGUUUUAGUCCAUUAUUUAAAUCCAUUCAUGGCGGACGGAUACAUGCAGGGUGCUGUAAGGCAAAAUAGUCCCCAAAGAAAACUUAUUUUUUCAGAUUUAUGACUAUCAUCAGCAUUACAUAUAAAAACUGAGGAGGCGUGAGAAGUUUCUCUACAAUGAACCAUUUCACGUCAAACUACUCUGACUCUGUUUACAUCUCGAGGACUGAAUUAGUUAGAAAUUCUGACUCACCAAAACCUGGUGAAAUGCCCCUUGAGUGCCUUCAUGUUUAUGCCAGUCUGGCUUUAUGCAGUUGCGUCGGCACGUAACAACAUGGAACAGCCCACUAUAACCACGACCGGGGGAUGAGGCUACAUUGAUAUUACUAAAAAUGAUCGAUUUACAGAUUCACCUCCACAAAGUCUACACCAACUGAUGAUACGUCAUGGGCUUUUCCCACUCCAGCACCUCUCCAAAUCUCUGACAAGUGUGUGGUGGAGUGUAACAACAGACUGAGCUGACUGAGUGCAUGAAAAGAAAACAUUUAUGAUGGAAAACAAUUCAAGUCAAGAAGCAGAAGAAAAUCCUUAUCUCUGUUUCCAGAGAACGCCUUCUCUGCGCCGUAAAUGGAGAAAACGCUAUGGAGGCUUGGAUGGCAACAAAUUACUAGAGCCGAAUAAGGAGGAGGACCUGAGAGAGAAUGGCGUAAUGACAGAUGGCCUCCUGGAGAAGAACACAGCCCCUGUGAAGAGUGCAGAAGCUCAGGAGACCAGUCUGUCAGGGAACAUUCCACAUCCUGUGCCAAGAAAUGCCAUGCCGUCUCAGAGGCCUCACAGCUUUGUGGCUCCAAGCUCAACAGGCUUACCAGCUUUUAUCAGCAACGGAGGUACAAAAGCCUCAAUCCCCCAAGCAGAGCAGGAGCGGGCCCUGUCCACCCAGCCCUGGCCCAGCGCCAGCAGGAUGGACGCCCAGCACAGCCAGUCAAAGAGAAAAGUGGCUGCUGACGUGUUGUUCGAUAGCUUUGCCUCCGGAGGGAGAGUCAGCACCAAUCUUUUCUUUGAGACCCUGUGGAGCUCUGGCGUUUUACGUACUGACCCGCGGAUUAAAGACUGUUAUGCACUGAUGAGGAAACUGCAGGAUGCUGAUGGGGCAGUGGACAGGAACACCUUCCAAAGGUGUGUAACAGGCUUCGUGUCUUUCAUCUUGAAGGCCGUGCAAGGCAGAUUUGUCAUUCCAGAUUUCUCCACAUUCACUGAAGAGACCCAAAAGUUGUUUAUCAAAUGUAAACAGCUGUCUUCUGUAAAGGAGAGAGAAGAGGGAAAUGAGGGCAGUGGAAAGUGGGGGGUUUCAGUCUGCACAGUGGAUGGCCAGAGGCUCUCUCUUGGGGACUGGGCAGAGCCAUGUGUUCUAGGAGAGAUCUCUUGGCCUCUGGUUUACGGGCUUGCAGUGGAUCAGCUUGGGGUUGACUAUGUACACAGAUACGUAGGAGUGGAAGAAUAUGCUAAAUAUGAGUCUCCCUUUACUCUGAGCAAGCAAGGUGUCCCUCACAGUCCACUGACUGAGACAGGAGCUAUCAUCAGUGCGUCACUGCUGCAGCAGUUAACAGUGAGGCCUGUUACAGAGGAGGAGGAGAAGUAUGAGUCGGUUCUGAAUAUUGUAAGGAGACUGUGUAACAAGGAACACGCCAAUUUAAACUGUACAAGUUACCAAGGCUUGAGGAAGGACAUCAUUCGUCUACAUGCUCUCUCAUUUUAUCUUCAAGAGAAGAAGUGCUUUCCAGAUAGUGUUGACAUAAAUGCCACACUGGAUCUGCUGUUACAGUGUCUAUCUACAGAAGUCACCUGUGAGUCUGGAGCGGCGUUGGCUGCUUCGUUAGCCAAUGGUGGCCUUUGCCCCAUGUCAGGUGACCAGGUCCUCUCACCAUCCGCAGUUCGGAGUACUCUGUCCAUGAUGCAGGUGGCAGGGAUGAACAAUUAUUCCAGAAUAUUCCAUUUUAAGACAUCUGUGCCUGCCAAAUCCAGCAGCUCUGGUGUGGUGCUGAUAGUCAUCCCUGGAGUGCUGGGCCUCAUGUGCUGGUCACCAGAGUUGGAUGCACAUGGAAAUUCCUGGAGAGGAGUGCAUUUCUGUGAGGAGCUGGUGUCUGCCUUCCAGCUGCACAGUUUUGACAUCCGGACUCCUUUCAGACAGGUGCUGUCCUACAGGCAGUGGAAAGUGGAGUCUGAGGGUUACCAAAUCAUGAACGUCCUCUUGGCUGCUUACCGAGGGGACCUGCACUCCUUAAGGAGGUACUUCCUCUCUGGAGCAGAUGUGAAUGCCGUGGAUUAUGAUGGAAGGUCUGCCCUUCAUGUGGCUGCCUCAGAAGGGCACCUGGAGGUCAUCAAGUUUCUGAUGGAGAACACAGGAGCCAACUGCACACUAAAGGACAGGUGGGGCAACACACCAUUGCAGGAGGCUAUGAGAUGCAAUCAAGGUCCUGCCACACAGCUUCUGAAGAAGUACACAGACUAUGAAGAGAGUUUAUGACAGAGCAGAGAACAAUAACCAGUCUGUGCCAAUGCCUUGUGGUUUGGAACGCAGCUUUAAAGGCCAGUCAUUUACACACUUCAGACCUGUUGCUAUGUAUAAGAGUGUGUGGUGUGGUGAGCCUACUUUUUAUAGAAGAUGAAUAGUACUGCAGCAAGGAUGUCCACUGGUAUCU
Messenger RNA from Colossoma macropomum (tambaqui), 3019 nucleotides. It is a transcript of the gene glsl, whose product is annotated as glutaminase like. Gene Ontology annotation, biological process: L-glutamine catabolic process. The record is from RefSeq and is a predicted model, not a curated record. Gene Ontology annotation, molecular function: glutaminase activity; protein binding. The coding region runs from base 868 to 2844 and encodes 658 amino acids. Lineage: Eukaryota; Metazoa; Chordata; Actinopteri; Characiformes; Serrasalmidae. The transcript has 22 exons.